CCUUGAUAAACGUCAGAAAAAUAUCUAAGCUUGAAUGCUUGAUAGCGUUUGUUCUAUUAUUUUGAAUCAAAUUCUAAUCAAAUCAAAGUAAUUGAGUCAAUUGCUUCGAUUAAGUGGAAUUGGUUAUUUGGCAUUAACUCCUAACUAAGUGUUAGUGCUGUGUGAAAAAUGUUGGAAUGUGAGAUGUUUGUAUGAAAUUUGACAUGUACUUAUGUUGGAAGAUUCCUAAAUAGACCUUUGAUGUCGGGGCCGAGUGUAAAAAUAACAUUGGAUUGUCGCAAGCAGACGGGUGGUUGAGUCUAAUCCGACCUGCUUCCUUCCAGCAAUGGCUCGGAAGAUUAUAUUGUAUAUGUCUCUAGUGCUACUGGGUAUUCAUGGGACGACGGUAAAGACCUAUGCUGCACCACCAUCGGAUGAUAACCUACCACCUCGCCCCAAGGAGGGUGGGGUUGAAACGAGAUAUUGCGAAUUCUAUAAUAACUCGCUACCACAAAAUUGUGGUUCACAAAAUAAGACAUGUCCCCCAGCACCGGUUAUAAGAGAGGAAUGCCAGCCUAUAGAGGCGGAUAAAAGCAAUCACUGCUUCGUUUUAUGGUACUACGACAACACAACAAAUACGGUCACGGUCAAGGUCAAAGGUUGCUUCCUUGACACCGUGGCCUGCAAUGAUAGGGCUUCAAACUGCAGAAUCCACAAUCAGAAGCUUCCCCUUCUCCACUGCUGCUGCGAGGGUGACAUGUGCAAUGAAAACGCAACCUUUCCAGGACUAGAAGCUGGAAUGUCAUCGCAAACAGAACUACCGCCAGAGAGAGUACCGGCGUCUCCUUUGCCAACAGCAGACGAUGAUACAAGAGCUGUCAUAGCAUACACACUAACGCCCUUAUUUCUGCUAUUCGCUGUGCUGGUGGCAUGUUAUCUAUUGUAUAGGAAACGUAAAGGCAGCUCGUUCGCUGAGCUCGGGAACGGUGAGGCGUCGUUAUCAAGACCGCCAUCCGCAUCAGCGGGGAUGGAGAACGAGACGGGUAUACUUCUGGGUCAGAUAACGCUAUGUGAGGUGCGGGCGAGGGGUAGGUUCGGGGCGGUUUGGAGAGCAAAACUUGGCCAGCGUGAUGUAGCGGUGAAGGUAUUCCCGCUCCAGGACAAGCAAUCCUGGCUGGCGGAACAAGAAAUAUACAGACUCCCACGUAUGGACCAUCAAGACAUAUUACAUUAUAUCGGAGUCGACAAGAAGGGAGAUAAUCUGCAAGCUGAAUAUUGGCUUAUAACGGCCUAUCAUGAAAAGGGUUCUCUUUGCGACUACCUCAAAAGCCACACAUUAUCAUGGAAUGAGGCGUGGCGCGUCGCCGCAUGUGUGGCGCGAGGGUUGGCACACUUACACGAGGAAGAGGGAGGGAAACCCGCCAUAGCACAUCGUGACUUCAAAUCCAAAAAUGUCUUACUGAAGAACGAUUUAAGUGCCUGCAUCGCUGACUUCGGCUUAGCUUUGGUGUUUGUAGCUGGGCAUGGUUGCGGUGACGCGCACGGCCAAGUCGGUACGAGACGUUACAUGGCGCCGGAAGUGCUUGAUGGGGCGAUCAAUUUCACAAAGGACGCCUUCCUUAGGAUAGAUAUGUAUGCGUGUGCGCUUGUCCUGUGGGAGAUCGCGUCACGUUGUAGCGACAGCGGCGUAGAACCGACAGCCCAGUACCGUCUACCACUGGAGGAGGAAGUGGGUUCGCAUCCCGGACUGGAAGAAAUGCAAGAGGCUGUAGUCCAACGUAAAUUACGACCACAUAUUCAACCUCAGUGGAGAGACCACCCGGGUCUGUCAGUGCUGUGUGAUACGAUGGAAGAAUGCUGGGAUCAUGAUGCUGAAGCUCGUCUAUCAGCUUCCUGCGUGCUGGAAAGGAUCGCGGCCCAGCAACCGGCACAACCGACACCUCAGACACCAGACACAACCCCGCUAUUGAUACACGAGCUGACCUGCUGACCAGCCACCGAGGACCUGCCGCUCAUACAGUUUUGAUAAUGAGCGGGACCAGAACAAUCUGGACUCUAACAUGCAUAAAGAAUAUUCUACCAGGCGUACGCGUUUCGAUUCUACUCGCCAAUUUAUAUUGGACUAUAGUCGAUUUGGUGAUUCUACGAAGAAGAAGGAACUUCUGAACAUUUAAUCAUUUGUGCGAGUUCAACAUAUUUCGGCCUAAUCGGUCCGUGUGAGAAAUUUUAACUAUUACGAUAAAAUUUAUAUGUACACCAGUGCCCUUCAAACCUCACAACAAACGUUCGUUUCGUUGAAAUUAGCCUGAAUUGUGAUCUUUAGUACAGUUAAUAAAAAGAAAGUAUUGAUAGCAUACAAGUAAUAAUUAAUUGCCAAUUUAUUUAUUGUAAAUAUGACUGUCGUAGUUUUAUCUCGCAUUUACGUGGACACGAAACAAAUACAUAAUUAAUUAUGUUUUAAUAUAGACAAGUACAGAUUGUUAGCAUAUUAUUAGAGGUAUGGUCGGUGUUAAGGGGUUUAUAUAAGGUUGCUAGUGAAAUUGUAAUACAUUAAAUCGUAUCAGUCUUAUCUCAUAGACAAGUAUGGAUAACGAGCGUGGAAAGUGAAUUUCUGUUAUAGUUAGUACUAGACUAUAUGUACAAAGCUUUUGUUAUCAUAUUAUGUGUAUUUUUUAUGUAAAUUUUGUUUAAAAUAUUGUCUAGUUUAUUCGUCGCUUAGAAUUAAUGGAGUUAUAAUUUUUGUCCAUCCUUAGUUGAGACUGGUUGGUGUUCGUUGGAUUCUUGCCUUAUUUCUGUGUUGGCUGUCAGUCUGUUAGAGAACGCGUCGAUAUCGGAGCUAGGGUUGCCACCGUGUAUAUAAUAUAUUGUGUGAAAGGUGAUUAUGAUAAGAAAUGUCCACGUGUUAAAUGUAUUUUUUUAAGUCUUCUCCGAGUCACAGUUUAAGUAAAAUUUAGGUUAAAAAAAAAUCAAUAUCUGAUAUAGAGUAUCAUAAAAUGUGAUUUUAUAUGCAUAUUGUGAAAAAAAAAUAUCAAUAGGAAAUACGGUUUGUUUUCCUAAUCAGCAUAUCACCACGCAUAGACUAAGGGUUGCCAAAUGUAAAUAGAUUAGUUAUAGACGGUUCUUGUAUAGGUUAGAUAGGGCUAGACGAUGGCGGAUCCGGCUCACGAGCCAAAGAGGUUAAACAGUUUUGAUCUAGUCAGACCGACCUCCGAUUUGUUUGUAAUUAGAACGGAAAUUUAAAAAAAAAAACUAUCACCAUUGCGGUGUCUGUGAGUCAAAAUUAUUUGUCAUAUAAAGAUUUAAUGUUCAUUAAACAGGUGAGAUUAAAUUAAACGCAAAACUUCACGCGUCAUGAACCGCUGGAUCCGACAUUGGCAUUAAGCUGUGGGCACACGCGGAUGGCCUAAUUGUUGAUUUUUAAUAUUGCGUAAUGAGAUAUUUUUUGACUUAAUUUUCGUCGUCCUUCCUUUUUAUUGAAGGACAUUUGUAGGGUUUAUGUAUAUUAUUGUUUUAGCUUAAAGCAAUCAUGAGAGCUUCAGAAUAUUUACUAAAUAUUAUUCAAUAAUGUGAAUUAGUAGAAAGCUAACUAUUAUGUCAAUUUCGUUGAUGUUAUUGUUAAAAUUGUAUGUUGAAAUAUUUUGUGUAUGGCAACACAGCAAAUAACUUAGGUUUUAUUAGGUGUUCGAGUGUCUUAACGUCUUAGUUAAUAUUAAAUAGCUCGUACGAUGUAAACGUUUGUUCUGCCCAGUUGUGUCCACAGCUUUAUUAUAGUUAUAUUAAGAGGUAGUAGCAAGCCAGUUAGAUGAUCUAGAUUCUCGGAUAGCAGUCGACGAUUGUCAUUCUUAUUUUUUAUUAUACAUUAACAAAUAUAAAUGUCUGUUGGAACUUGAUGUACUAAAAUAUAUUUUCUAGACAUAUUUAGAA
This is a messenger RNA of Danaus plexippus (monarch butterfly), 3903 nucleotides long. RefSeq names its product activin receptor type-2A-like. Gene Ontology annotation, biological process: cellular response to growth factor stimulus; activin receptor signaling pathway; protein phosphorylation. Gene Ontology annotation, molecular function: metal ion binding; ATP binding; activin binding. The transcript has 5 exons. The record is from RefSeq and is a predicted model, not a curated record. NCBI's taxonomy places the organism in Eukaryota, Metazoa, Arthropoda, Insecta, Lepidoptera, Nymphalidae. Gene Ontology annotation, cellular component: activin receptor complex; plasma membrane. The coding region runs from base 326 to 1969 and encodes 547 amino acids.